Molecule: messenger RNA, 679 nt
Organism: Ricinus communis (castor bean)
Lineage: Eukaryota; Viridiplantae; Streptophyta; Magnoliopsida; Malpighiales; Euphorbiaceae
Exons: 2
Coding region: 144-452 (102 amino acids)
Source: RefSeq, a predicted model, not a curated record
GAUGGUCUUUAAAAAUCAGUCCAGCUACAGAAUGUGAAAAUCACAACAUACCCAUCAAAGUCUCACAGGGAAUUCUAUAUCUAUACAGAGAAUUCCACAUAAGGAAUUGAAGACUAGCCAUCUACUUUUUGUCUCUGUGAGAGAUGCAAAUGGUUAGUAGGCAGCUGGUUUCCUUCUCCCUUCUAGUCAUUUUAUGGCUGAUGAUUUGUCCUAUGGUGCUGGCCUGUGGAUCGGGGAAUGGCAAUGCAUGUAAAGAUUGCAUUACUAAUCAGAUGAAGCACGGCUGCCCAGCAUGUGCACCAAUCCUACAGUGCAUGGCUCGAUGCUUGUGGGCUGGCGCUUCAAAGGCAAAGUGUAUUAAGAAGUGCGACUGCGAGGGUGCGAUGCUAACACUAUCCGACUGCAAGAGAUGCAUGUCGCACUGCAAAUGUAGCUGUGCAUCGUAUACAUGACUCUUCCCUUCCAUGCAUCUAUUCCGAGAAACAAAUUUGGUGCAGCAGGAUUGUCUAGCCUGGAUAUGAGCUUUCAGUUUCACCAUGCUUUUCUUGUAUUCUUCCUUUCAGAUAUUAACAUAUAUAUAUAUUAUAAAGUAUACUUUUAGUUUGGAAGCAAUCUAAUUGUAAUCCUGUGUCCAAAAAUCUUUUCUGUUAUAAAAAUUUAAUCGUAUGCUAACUUGAUA